Messenger RNA from Capsaspora owczarzaki ATCC 30864, 1795 nucleotides. RefSeq names its product amidophosphoribosyltransferase. Lineage: Eukaryota; Filasterea; Ministeriida; Capsasporidae. Gene Ontology annotation, molecular function: amidophosphoribosyltransferase activity. Bases 32 to 1594 code for a protein of 520 amino acids. Gene Ontology annotation, biological process: purine nucleobase biosynthetic process; purine nucleotide biosynthetic process. The record is from RefSeq and is a predicted model, not a curated record. The transcript is spliced from 10 exons. Gene Ontology annotation, cellular component: cytoplasm.
AACACAACAAAAUCACCAUUGCAUCCAGAACAUGUGUGGCAUUGCAGCAAUUCUCAAUGCCGCGGAAGCCGACCCAGCAGCGUCCGAGCUCUACGAGAGCCUGAACAUUCUCCAGCACCGCGGCCAGGACGCAGCUGGCAUUGUGACCUGCAAGAAGGGCAAGCUCUUCCAAUGCAAGGGCAACGGACUCGUCCGCGACAUCUUCUCCGAGAAGCGCAUGCUUGGCCUCAGUGGCAACAUGGGCGUCGCGCAUGUUCGCUACCCGACGGCCGGAUCGUCGUCCGUCAACGAGGCGCAGCCCUUCUAUGUCAACAGCCCCUACGGCAUUGCGCUUGCCCAUAACGGCAACCUGGUCAACACGAACGAGCUCAAGGACUUUCUCGACUCACACGCUCACCGUCACAUCAACACGAACUCGGACUCGGAGGUUUUGUUGAACAUUUUUGCCAGCGAGCUCCAGGCCAUUGACAAGUUCAGGAUUGACCACACUGAUAUUUUCGCCGCCACCUCCCAGCUCAUGAAGAAGUGCAGCGGUGGCUAUGCUGUCGUGCUCAUGAUCACCGGCUACGGCAUUGUUGCUUUCCGUGACGCACACGCCAUUCGACCGAUCGUGUACGGCAAGCGCGACAACGGCCGUGGCGGCAUUGAUCGCAUUGCCGCUUCGGAGUCUGUUGUGCUGGACGCAUUGGGCUUCACCACCGAGGCGAGCGUCGCGCCAGGCGAGGUGAUUAUCUUUACCAACAGCGGCCAGGUUCACCGACAGGUGUGCGUGGAGCAGGUCUCGUACUCUCCGUGCAUUUUCGAGUACGUGUACUUUGCUCGCCCGGACUCUAUCAUUGACGGCAUCUCCGUCUACAAGGCUCGCUUGGCGAUGGGCGAAUACCUCGCCAAGAAGAUUAAGCGCGACUACCCGGCUAUUGCUGAUCAAGUCGACGUUGUUAUUCCGGUUCCCGACACUAGCCGAGUCGCAGCUCUGCAACUCUCCGUGGAGCUCGGCAAGACCUACCGCGAGGGCUUCAUCAAGAACCGGUACAUUGGACGCACUUUCAUCAUGCCCGGCCAACAAAUGCGCGUCAAGUCUGUUCGACGAAAGCUCAACCCGAUGCCCAUGGAGUUUGCCGACAAGAACGUUCUGCUCGUUGAUGACUCGAUUGUUCGUGGUACCACUGCUCGAGAAAUCAUCAUGAUGGUUCGCGACUGCGGAGCAAAGAAGGUGUUCAUGGCCUCGUGCGCGCCAGCAAUUCGCUUCCCCAACGUGUAUGGCAUUGACAUGCCCUCGCCCGAUGAGCUUGUGGCGUACAAUAAGGAUGACGCCGGCGUCGCUCAAGCGAUUGGUGCUGAUGGUGUUAUUUAUCAAGACUUGCCCGAUCUCAUCCAGUCGUGCAGCAAGUUCAACCCUGCCAUCACGACGUACGAUACCUCCGUGUUUGACGGCAACUAUGUGACCAAGGAUGUGUCAAAAGCCUACCUGGACGACCUCGCUCAAAAGCGCGCUGAUUCUUCCAAGUCUUCCUCAUCCUCUGCCGCUCUUGAGGUGACCGAGAUGCUUGGCUUGCACAACGACACUGCCUCUGCCGUUGCAUCCAGCACUUAAAGCUGCAAGAGCUGAUCUUUCAUCCACUUUGACUUGUCGGUUCUCGCUCUUUCUCUCUUCUCUCUCGCUCUGUUUCUCUCGCUCCCUCUCUCCCUCUCUGCUGUCGGCCUCGAUGCUCAAUUCUUUUUUGCUUUUGCCACGGGGUGGCAAUUUGGUUGCUUGUGUGUUUGUGUGUAAUGAUUAAAAUUGACCUUAACCCUA